Molecule: messenger RNA, 1411 nt
Organism: Onychostruthus taczanowskii (white-rumped snowfinch)
Lineage: Eukaryota; Metazoa; Chordata; Aves; Passeriformes; Passeridae
Gene: FAAP24
Product: FA core complex associated protein 24
Exons: 5
Coding region: 530-1177 (215 amino acids)
Biological process (GO): interstrand cross-link repair
Cellular component (GO): Fanconi anaemia nuclear complex
Molecular function (GO): chromatin binding
Source: RefSeq, a predicted model, not a curated record
AGGGAACACUGCUGAAGUGAAGUCAUCCCACGGUAAAACUAUGACAACAACAGAAGAUCAAUACUCUCACUGCAGUAAUAAACAAAAAUUCAGCUGGUGCAAGUGCGUUGGAAGAGCACACCGCACAGCUGCUGACAACCGUACAGCCCUUGUGUGCUUUGGGCCGCCGAUCAGAACCUGGACCAGUUCACAGCACCGAACGUGCUGCGAGGAUCGCCCCGGAGCGAGCGAGUGCACUGCCAGCCCGGGCCAGAGGGGAGGGGAGGGGAAGAGGAAGGGAAGCUCGGCGUUCCUGAAAAGCCGAGCAGGCCCGGGACUGAAGGAAAGGAAAGCACCCGCCCGCAGACACCAUUUUUUGUCUUGGCUUGGGCUUGAUUUUUCUCCCCGAUUCUCACUUUAAAGCGCUCAGAGAUCACCGGCAUCAGCCGCAGAAACCACCCCUCGUCCCAGCCGCGCACUGAACCCCGCGUCCCGCUGUCCCCGCUCACGGGUGUAACUGCUAGUGAAGGAGGAUUUUAAAGGAGGUCUGAUGACAACCAAAGCAAAGUCUCCUGUGACAGCAGGAUCUAUAGUCGUCCCUUUCGGGCAUGUGAUUGGAAAUGAGAAGUGGAGAGGGUCAGAGCUAGCCCAAAGGCUACAAGGGAAGGUUAGACUCAUCUUUGAAGAUGGCUUGGGACUGGUGGACUUUCAUCUUUCAAACAGAACUUGCAUUUUACUUAUUUCUGAAGCAGAUCUGGUUGCAGGGGAUGAAUUCAAACGAAGAUUGGUUAGGUUUAGAAAUGCCAGCAGUCUUAGGGGAAUUGUAAUCGUAGAGAAAACCCAAAUCAGUGAUCAGUACUACCUAGGAGUACAAAAACUUGUUGUACUUGAACUUGGGAUGGUGUUGCUUCCUGUGGCAAAUCAAGGAGAAGCUUCUCAGCUUAUUAUUCAACUAGUGCGGGAGCGGAGCAGGGAUCGCGGUGCCGACCCCUUCCUUGGCAGGCAGCGCGGCCGGCUGGCCGAGCCCGCCGUGCUGCAGGCCGUGCAGCACAUCCCCGGCGUCGGCAAAACAAAAGCUCUGCUCUUGCUGCAGCGCUUCGGGAGCAUCCAGCGCCUUUGUAACGCAGACAUCCGGGAGCUCGAGCGAGCAGUGGGACAAACAGGAGCGCAGCAGAUUUAUACUUUUUUACAUUCCUGAUGUGCACGUGUAUUUUGCAAAACGAACAUUUGGGAUUUUUCUUCUGAAUUAUAAAAGUUUGGUUUUAAUAACCACAAUUUUUUUUCUGAUUUCUGUAAUCAUGGCUACCAGCAACUGGACUCCGAUGCUUCUUUUUUACAUCUGCUCUGUUCAUAUAGAUUAAGCUGUGCAAAUUGCCUUGGAAAGAAGUCUGUAUUUUGCAUCCAUGUAGAACAAAUAAAAACCAAGAAAGCU